This is a messenger RNA of Rhagoletis pomonella (apple maggot), 2361 nucleotides long. RefSeq lists its product as uncharacterized. The record is from RefSeq and is a predicted model, not a curated record. Gene Ontology annotation, cellular component: extracellular region. Gene Ontology annotation, molecular function: chitin binding. NCBI's taxonomy places the organism in Eukaryota, Metazoa, Arthropoda, Insecta, Diptera, Tephritidae.
ACAACUACUACUGCAUGCCCAGAAGUUACAACAACUACCACUGAAUGUGCUCAAAUUACAGGACCUGCAAACGAUAUUGGUCGCACUUGUCCUGGUGGUUACGAGGAAGGGGAAUUAUUACCUUAUCCUGAGAGUUGUGAUAAAUACUACGUAUGCUUUGACGGCAAGCUCCAGGAAAGAGAAUGCGGUGUAGGUAAUCGCUUUGAUAGCACCCUGAAGGCGUGUGAGCCCGAUACAGAACAUAACUGCUGGCCAGCUGACGGCCAGCGAAGCAAACGGAGUGUAGACGAAGAUGUCGCAGACGAGGAAUCUGAUUUGAGAUCUAACAGUGAAGUAGGAGUUUUAGAUGAAACCCCCCAAAAAUCCGAUGAGAGUUUUCUCAAUAAUAACAACGAGGUUUCUAUUUCUGAUGAAAACAGUGAAAACACCGUGGAAAAAUCUGAAAAUCGUGCAUUGGACAAUUUAAAAUGUUUAGGUUUGUACGCUGAAGGAAAAAUAGUCAGCCAUCCCAAGGAUUGUCGGCAGUAUCUAAUUUGUGUCAGCGGUGAAAUGAUUUUAAGGGAUUGUGGCUUUGGCAACUAUUUUGAACCAAGAACACUAACAUGCAACAUUGACAGCGAACAAAGUUGCAUCUCAAACUUUAAUUUGGACAGUAAAAGUGCCGUCGUUGAUGGCAAAGCAGCUAGUGAUAGUGACACAGAGUGCACAUGCCCGGGCGGUUACAAGGAAGGACAAUUACUGCCAUUCCCUAAUUACCCCGUAAACUGCGAUAAAUAUUAUAGAUGUACCGACGGUAAGCUCCAAGAAAGCGAUUGUGGCAAUGGCAAUCGUUUUGAUAAUAGUACUGGCGCUUGUAUUCCGGAUACUGACCACGUUUGUUGGCCAGCUGAAACUAAUUGCACUUGCCCCGGCGGCUAUAACGAAGGUCAAUUGCUCCCUUACCCUGAUAAUUGUGACAAGUAUUAUAUAUGCACUGGAGGCAGGCUUCAAGAACGUGAUUGUGGAAGUGGCAACCUUUUUAAUAGUAGCCUCGGGGUUUGUGAACCCGACACUGACAAUACCUGCUGGCCCAACGUGUGCAAGGAUCAACCGGAUAGCACAGCUGUAGCAGACUCGACCAAUUGUACAUCUUUUUACCUUUGUGAAGGUGGUAAAGGAGAAGUAUACGAAUGUCCUGAUGAAAAAUGGUUUAAUCCGCUUCAAGGAAUUUGCAUGCCAGAUUACAAUGCGACCUGCAUAAAUCCCUGCAAAGAUACCACAGGCAUUACGUUCCUACCAAAUCCCGAUUGUACCAAGUACUUCCUUUGUAAUGAUGGUAAGCCUUAUGUGGAAACGUGUGCGGUGGGUGGGUUCGACAUAACCCUGGGCAAAUGUCAUGAAGAUGCAGUUUGUGAAGCUACAUUGUGCCUGGAUAAAGAUGACGGAAGUACAUUCCCUGUGGUAGGAAAUGACACUAAAUUCUAUGUGUGCCUUGGAGGUGUGGCACAAAUUAACGAAUGUAGUCCUGGAACUGUUUACCAAGCUUCUUUAGGAGUCUGCUUAGAGCAACCAAGCUCAAAUUGUGAUCAGACCAAAUGCAGUUCUACUAGCUCUGAAUAUGAUGCGUUUGCGCCGUCAACAGAUACCGAUGACACCGCAUUCUGUUUGUGUCGUGAUGGUGCAGCAUACUUAUACCACUGCUCAGACAACUACACCUUCCGAGCGGAUCUGGGAAUAUGCUACUCGAAUGCGCCUUGUGACCCAGAGCUAUGUGACGUUUACCCAGAGAACACCCGCUCUCCCAACCGCAAUGACACACAUAGUUUCUGUCUGUGUGUGAGCAAGCAGCAAGUGAUAGUUGACUGUCCCAACAACCAAACCUAUAAUCCAGUUUCUCAAUUAUGCCAAACGCACGAUGAAAAAUGUUCUUCUACUUUCUGCCUCACGGCGGACGAGAAUACCAUUUUCCCAGCUUUGGACAAUGAUACCGACGGCUUCUGCAUAUGCCUUGCUUCGGGUGCCGAAUAUAAGCCCUGUGAAGAUGGUAGCAAAUUUGACGUGGAUAGGGGUAUAUGUCUGCCAACUAGCGAGGAGGAGGCUUGUAGUGAUUCACUUUGUGUAGACAAUGUUGGUUUGAUUUUUGGUGCUACGGGUGAUCCAAACGCAUUCUGCUAUUGCGAACAAGAUGGUGUAGCCACUAAGAAGAGCUGCCCUAACUCGGAGAUAUUUAACGAUACUUUGCUAAUAUGUCAGGCGCUGGGAUGCGACGGCCAAGUGUGCCUGACGAAUCCUUCCGGACCUUUUCCAGCAUUAAAUGAACCAUACUCAUUUUGCAUUUGCACAAGCACAGAUCCGAGUUCCGUAACCAAAUACAAUUGUGAA